Molecule: messenger RNA, 228 nt
Organism: Protopolystoma xenopodis
Lineage: Eukaryota; Metazoa; Platyhelminthes; Monogenea; Polystomatidea; Polystomatidae
Source: the annotation of a GenBank genome assembly
AUGGCGAGACUCACUGCCGCUGCCGACCUCGAUGUCUGGGAAUGUACCACGUCCACGGAUGGCAACCAGACGUCUACAAUCAUCUCCCUGUGUGCCCUGCGAGAUAUGCCCCUGAAGACAGAGAUUUGUCAAUUGGCUGUACGUGACGUCGGUGGUUUGGAGGUGCUGAUAAAUUUGCUCGAAACCGAUGAGGUCCGCUGCAAGGUAAGCCCAAGCAGGGACUCUUGA